CAAUGGUUGCAAUAUUUCAGGGUCACUGGAUUGCCCUUUGCAACCAUCCCAGCUGGCUUCUGCAGUGUCAAUUGGGAAGCCAGAUUCAUUAACAAUCAUGUAACAAUCGUUUGUUUUGCUUAACAACUGUGGCAAAAAAAGUUGUAAAAUCAAGCACCACUCAACGAAUAUAUCGCUUAGCAAUGGAAGUCGCAAUUGUGGUCAUAAGGACUAUCUAUACGAAGUAGACACAUGCUUGGAGUGUCUGUGUAUGUGGCAUAGGGAUAGCUAAUUUAAAUGCUGAGAUCAGAAGAAAACAACACGCAGAAUGCAUAGAUGUUGAUAACAGCUAUGAGGAUCACAAAAUCUAGAGUACCCGCAAAAAAUCCCUGACGAGGGCAGCAAAGGGACACAGAAAACCAAUUCUUUCUGCCCUCUUAAAGUCACCGAAAUAUUUGUCCCAAGCCUGGUAGACUAUCCCAAAACAAAGCGAGUUGUCUUUUUUUUUUGUAGACAAACGGCCCUCUCAGGAUCCUUCUCAGACGUGUGAGAGUUUUGGUGCAAUACUCCUCACAGACAAACGCCGCCGUGUGUGGAGCUCGCCGCCUCCGCGGAGGAAGCCCAUCGGGGAAUACGAGGAGCCGAGCGAGCGGAGAACGCGCAAUUUCGCCAUCUCAUCCGCGGCGUCGCUCUACCACGCAGCCGUGCAGCUGUGGCCUGAGAAGGCCGGUCAGGCGCUGGGCUCGUGCCGCAGUGUCGUGCACCGCCCCUGGAACCUGACAGGGGGCGCUGGUUACCGGUUGCUUAGGUAGCUUCCGAAUAAGCUUUAAGUCAGCCAGCCCGCUCCCCGCCAGCGGCCCUCGCGGUUGGGAAUUGAGGGACGGGCGGGAGACACGGAGGCUCCGCGUCGGCCUUUCUGGCACUCGGUUAGCGCAAGGCCCACACGGGAGAAGAGGGCCCUUCGCCAUGCAGGCCCCGCGGCGCCUGCGGUUGUUGCCGCCGCUUUCGGAGGAUCAAGCACAACAUAGAAAUUCAACUGAACGAUCUGACUUUGCAGUAUAUAUGAUGGAUAGGCAUUGCCUGAGUUGUUUCUUAAUGCUUAUAUAAGAUUAAAGAUCCAGCAGGAGAGGCAUUACAGGUCCCAUCGACUAAGGAAUGUCAUCUGAUGGGACCCAGGAAAGGAGCCUUUUCUGCCAUGGCGGCUGCCCUUUGGAACAUCAUUUUCCCCCAGUACUUAGAUUGGCACCUUCCCUUCUGGCAUUUAGGAAGGGUUUGAAGACUUGGCUGUGCCAUCAUGCCUGGUGGUCCAGCAAUAGUGGUUCAAACAAGAUUCUGGGUGACAUUCCUCACAAAUGGAGAACUAUUUCCAGACAGAGGCUUAUAACCUUGAUAAGGUUUUAGAUGAAUUUGAACAAAAUGAAGGUGAACAACUUUUGUUAGGACUGGAGACAUAAACUGAAUUUAGGUCUAGUGUUUGCCUGUAUUUCCUAUCCACUGUAGUCAUCUAUCCAUUUGCUGGAGAGAGAGAAAAGAAAACAGCACUGGAUGAAGCUAUUUCACCUACAUUGUUGGAAGCAAAGUGGAGUCAGAUCCUAGAUCCUCCGCCUCAUCGACUGACUUUAAACCCAGCUCUAGCCAGUGUAAAUGAAUCAACCAUUUCUAAGUGUCCAGAGAAAUUGAAAUCCUUUUCCCUGUCACAUAUAGCCACUACAUCUAUAGGAGGAGGGGAUUACUGUUUUAAUGGCAAAAAUUCUAAUAUGAGCCAAGAACACACAAACAUGUGGAUUGAUGACCAGGCAACAACCGAUGAUCAGUUGGUUAUGAGAAACAGUAAUCCAAAUAUUCAGUGUAACUCUGUUGAUGAUGAAGGGAAAAAACGUGGCAGUAUAGACUGUUUACCAGAAGAAAAAAACGUUCUAGUUGUAGCAGUCAUGCAUAACUGUGACAAAAAAACAUUACACAAUGAUUUGCUGGAUUGUAAAAGUUAUAGCAGCCCCCCUUUAAUGGAUACUGUUAGCUUUACACUGGAUAAUGAAGUUCAACAAACCAAUCAUCUUCAUAUUACUGUAAAUGGGUCUGUUGAAAAAGAUACAGAUACUGAAAAAGAACCAGUACUAGCAACAAGUCUGAAUGCAGGUGAAGAUUCUAUUAACCAUGAUAUCGCUGCUGCUGCUGCUGCUGCUAUUGCUUCAGAUUGCUCAUCCAGUGACUCUUCUUUGUUAAAGGAGAUUGAUAAUGCAAAUAAAGAUACUCACUUCUCACAAACUACUGCAUCAGGGAUUAGAAUUCCCUUUCAGAGGUCAUUUGACCCAAGCAUUAAAGUGCAAGAACAAUAUGCAUCAGUUGAAGAUUUAGAUACUGAUGUAGUUGCUCAGAAAACAGAACUGGAAAUCGAAAGUUCUUCACCUAAUACACCCAAUGAUAGCUUUUCCAUAAAGACUUCCAUAACAGAGCAGAUGGCCUCAAAAGUCCAGUCAGGGAUAGCUGAGUUCUCUACAACAUGUAAGUUGAAUGUACUGGGAAGUGGCAAUGAUUGUGAACCUUCUGAUGGAUAUUUGACCUCUCAAGAUGUUACUGCUGUUGAAAAUGAAGCUGGCAAAUAUGAUAAAAAACUCAACACAAGUAAAUUAUUCAGCACUGCUGCUCAUUCAUCAGAUUGUCAAGAGAUGACAAAUGAAGAACUGACUCAACAAAAUGAAGUGGGAAAACAAAUAGACACAGAAAAUGAAGUACAGCAGCAAAGAUACAGUAUCAGUGCAGGUAACAGUGAUGGCAUGUUAGAAAUAGAUACUGAUUUAAAAGGGUCCUCUAUAAAUGAGCUUGAAAAUUCCAGUCCAAUUGAUGUCACGGGGACAUCAUUGUCAAGUGGGCUGCCCAAUUAUUGUGAUUCCUAUGGAAUACAGAACUCAGUUAUUGCUCAUAUUCCAAAGACUUUGCCCUCCAAGGAAGACUCUGUAACAGAGGAAAAAGAGAUAGAAGAGAGCAAAUCAGAAUGCUAUAGUAACGUUUAUGAACAAAGAGGAAAUGAAGCCACAGAAAGAAGUGGACCCACUUCGAACUGCUCUGGUGACCAAAUGAGAAAAAAAUGUUUGCAUAAUCUCUGCAGUCAGAUUCCAUCUGAAUCAACUGAAGCAUCAGUAAAAUCAGCAGCUCAUUUACAAUCUCUCAGUGUUCCUUUUGGUGGUGCCCGACCAAAACAGCCUACAAAUCUUACACUACAAAUUCCAAAGCCAUUAUUGGAUCAUUUACAGAAUGACUUGGUUCCUCCAAACUGUGGUGGAAAUAGUAAAAAUAAAAAUGAUAUAAGUGAAAAAAUAAAAGUAAGCGAAAACGUAGCAACAAAUAUAUAUGCUGAUGAAACAGUGCAGAAUGCUCUGGUCACAGAUGCAAGUGGUAAGCAUGCAGAUGACUAUGAUUCUGUGAUUUCCAGUACUUUGUGCCUUGCAACAGCCUCAGAUAGCCCUGACAAUGAUCUUGGAGCUGGCCAGUUGGGUGUUCAUACAAGAAAGCCAUUUACUACUUUGGGUGAAGUCGCUCCAGUUUGGGUCCCAGAUUCUCAAGCACCAAACUGUAUGAAAUGUGAGGCCAGAUUUACAUUCACAAAAAGAAGGCAUCAUUGCAGAGCCUGUGGAAAGGUUUUCUGUGCAGCGUGCUGUAAUCUGAAAUGCAAAUUGCUGUAUAUGGAUAGAAAGGAAGCCAGAGUAUGUGUAAUUUGCCAUUCGGUACUUAUGAAUGCUCAAAGCCUGGAGAAUAUGCUGAGUGCCCCUAGUCCGAGCCCCAAUCCUAACAAUCCUGCUGAAUACUGUUCUACCAUUCCUCCCUUGCAGCAAGUCCAGGCUUCUGGAGUGCUGAACUCUCCACCACCUACUGUUAUGGUCCCAGUGGGAGUCUUAAAGCAUCCAGGUACUGAAGUGACUCAGCCUAGAGAACAAAGACGUGUUUGGUUUGCUGAUGGGAUCUUACCCAAUGGCGAAGUUGCUGAUGCAGCCAAAUUAACAGUGUCUGGAACAAGUUCCACUGGAGCACUUGCAGUAUCACAUGAUCCAAGCAAGCCCAUAAGCAACAACACUUUGCCAGAAGAGACUGAAAACACACUUGCAUUUUCAAGAAAUAUAACUCAGGUUGGAAGUCCCGUUGGCAGUGCAAUGAAUCUUAUUCCAGAAGACGGGCUUCCUCCAAUUCUCAUCUCUACUGGGGUAAAAGGAGAUUAUACUGUAGAAGAAAAACCAUCUCACAUAUCAGUGAUGCAACAGCUGGAAGAUGGUGGCCCUGAUCCUCUUGUAUUUGUUUUAAAUGCAAAUUUAUUGUCUAUGGUUAAAAUUGUAAAUUAUGUGAACAGGAAAUGCUGGUGCUUUACUACAAAGGGAAUGCAUGCAGUAGGCCAAUCAGAAAUAGUAAUUCUUCUCCAAUGUUUACCUGAUGAAAAAUGCUUACCCAAGGAUAUUUUUAACCACUUUGUGCAACUUUAUCAAGAUGCCUUGGCAGGUAAUGUUGUGAGCAACCUAGGACACUCAUUUUUCAGUCAGAAUUUCCUUAGUAGCAAGGAGCAUGGUGGCUUUCUAUACGUUACGCCUGCGUAUCAGUCACUGCAGGACUUGGUGCUUCCCACCCCACCAUAUUUAUUUGGGAUUCUUAUUCAGAAAUGGGAGACUCCUUGGGCUAAAGUUUUUCCAAUCCGACUGAUGCUAAGACUCGGAGCUGAAUACAGAUUGUAUCCAUGUCCACUUUUCAGUGUCAGAUUUCGUAAGCCAUUGUUUGGUGAGACUGGUCACACAAUUAUGAAUCUUCUUGCAGACUUCAGGAAUUACCAGUAUACAUUACCAGUUGUCCAAGGCUUAGUGGUUGAUAUGGAAGUGAGAAAAACGAGCAUAAAAAUUCCCAGUAACAGAUAUAAUGAGAUGAUGAAAGCCAUGAACAAAUCCAAUGAGCAUGUUUUAGCAGGUGGUGCAUGCUUCAAUGAAAGAGCAGACUCCCAUCUGGUUUGUGUGCAGAAUGAUGAUGGCAACUAUCAGACUCAGGCCAUCAGUAUUCAUAAUCAACCAAGGAAGGUGACUGGAGCCAGCUUCUUUGUAUUUAGUGGAGCUUUAAAAUCAUCUUCAGGCUAUCUUGCAAAGUCCAGUAUUGUAGAAGAUGGUGUGAUGGUACAGAUAACAGCUGAAAAUAUGGACUCCCUGAGGCAAGCUCUGAGGGAGAUGAAAGACUUCACAAUUUCUUGUGGAAAAGUGGAUGCUGAAGAACCUCAAGAACAUGUGCAUAUUCAGUGGGUGGAUGAUGAUAAAAACUUCAACAAAGGUGUUGUAAGUCCUAUUGAUGGGAAAUCUAUGGAGUUUAUAAUAAGUGUGAAGAUAUUCCAUGGUUCAGAAUAUAAAGCAAAUGGGAAGGUCAUUAGGUGGACAGAGGUUUUCUUCUUGGAAAAUGAUGACCAACAUAAUGGUCUGAGUGACCCAGCAGAUCAUAGCAGACUGACUGAGAAUGUGGCUAAGGCUUUCUGCCUGGCCUUAUGUCCACACCUGAAGCUGCUGAAGGAAGAUGGAAUGACCAAGCUGGGUCUACGAGUUACACUUGACACUGAUCAAGUAGGCUACCAGGCUGGGAGCAAUGGCCAGCCACUGCCUGUUCAGUACAUGAAUGAUCUGGACAGUGCCUUAGUUCCAGUGAUUCAUGGAGGGGCAUGCCAGCUGAGCGAGGGCCCAGUCAUAAUGGAGCUUAUUUUUUAUAUUCUGGAAAACAUCUCAUAAGAGGACUUCAUUUUCUUUCAGACCUGUUCUAGCAGCAGUUGUAUCUGAAUCAUUUGCACUUUAAAACUGGAAAAUUAAGCUUUUAGUUAACACUAUUGUGAGGGGUUGGGUGGAGUGGGUGGGUGGGUGAGAACAGUUGUUCCAUAAUUCUGAAUUGUCUAUGCAUUUGUCAACAAACAGGAUCAGGGCAGCUUCUAUGUUACAAAAUGGCUAUGCUAUCUUUGCAGCUAACACACAUCUGUUAUGAAUAGAAAUAGAAACCAAUAAUGGUCAUGUUUAAAGGCUACUGCAGUCAUGUAUUUGAUGCUCAAAAGAAUGCAGAGACCACUUGGGGAAUAAGGAAAAGACAUGUGUCAACAUUUAACUUUUGUAGAUAAACUUAUUAUGAAGAAACAAUCAAGACCUCCAUUCUGACCUCAUUAUACUGCUGUUUAUGGUUAAUUUCUCUAGACAUUUAAAAUAUAUUGUUUACAUUAUUGUGACCACUUUAUUGGUCAGAGUACCUCCAGGACAUGCUGGCCUAUUCUUCAGAGAGGUUCAGAAAGAAAGACAAACAUCAGGAAGAUACUUUUUACAUCUGCCCAAAGCAGAAAUCUUUCCAAAAAUUGUAUGUAAAUUAAGCUUGCAUUUUCUGUGCUUUACCUUACUUUUUUUUAGUCUCCUUUAAGAAUGAAAUUGGCAAACCUGCUGUAAGAAUUUGGUGUUUUUUUUCUGCACUUUAGUAAGUCUUACGCUUUUGGCAGCUUUCUUUAGUCUUAAAUGAGCAAUUACAUGAAAUUGCUAUUCUUUUCAACUGAUCCUUCUUUUAAAGGAACGUACUCUUUAUUUUUUUUGAUAAGUGUGUACUCUACUUAAGCAAUCCAUAGCAUUAACCCUGCACUUUAUAGUAGCAGCACUAUAUAAAGCUAUUCUCUGAGAAUUCUAGCAAGUUUGCCUACUGUUCCAUGGUUUGCUUUCACAAGGUAGAAAGCUUGCACCGUGCCUCACUGGAAAUGAACUGAGCAGACUGCAAAUUGAGCCUUCUUGCAAAAAGAUAUCAGGCUGGCAGUGACAGCAAGAGAAUGUGAGCAUUUUCCUGUUAACACUACAUUUCCUGAGAAUACAGUAACGAGUAGAAAGUUGUCAAACGAUUGAGAAAAUAAAUUCAGAUAUCAUUUGGACAUCGCUAUCCAAAUGAGUAGCUAUCAUCCAUGUGCAAGGAGAUAAAAGACUGAGCUUUACUAAAUGCAGAUUAGAAAAUGGACUAGCAAAUUUGUAUUGCAGGGCAAGUAUGGACAGCAGUGGCAGCUAUAACAAAUUUUUCUCUGUAGAUAGCCAUAUACAUGAACACGUGUAGAUUUCAUUUUUGAAUAAAUUGCCUCUGCAUCCUUAAAUUUGUAAAAAAAAA
Molecule: messenger RNA, 7104 nt
Organism: Crotalus tigris (Tiger rattlesnake)
Lineage: Eukaryota; Metazoa; Chordata; Lepidosauria; Squamata; Viperidae
Gene: ZFYVE9
Product: zinc finger FYVE-type containing 9
Exons: 20
Coding region: 1737-5717 (1326 amino acids)
Biological process (GO): endosomal transport
Cellular component (GO): early endosome membrane
Molecular function (GO): metal ion binding
Source: RefSeq, a predicted model, not a curated record